Molecule: messenger RNA, 608 nt
Organism: Trichomonas vaginalis G3
Lineage: Eukaryota; Parabasalia; Trichomonadida; Trichomonadidae
Exons: 1
Source: RefSeq, a predicted model, not a curated record
AUGCCUUUCAUUGUAAAUGGAGAAGUUGUCAUGAAGAACGACACAACAGUAUAUAAGUCUGUUCAUGAAGCAUUAGAAUAUAUGUUGAAUCAUAACCCCGAAAUAUUUGACCCAAGCACUACGCCAUGUACAAUGCCCUUUAUUAAGGACGGUGAAAUCGUAAGAGUUCCGGAUUCAACGGUUUACACAGCUGUUCAAAACAGUUUACAAAACAUUUUAGCGAAUAUCUUUAAUUCAGAAACUACAGAAAUGAAAUUACCAUAUAUAACAGAUGCUAAAGAAAUUAAAUCAAAAACAACAACAUUAUUUACGUCACUUAAUGAUUUAAUGACUUAUAUCAUUAAUAUUCCUGCACCAACUACAGCAUUUGAUCCAAACUCGACGGUUUGCAGUGUACCUUUCAUAAAGGACAGUUCAGUAAUUGUUUUAAGGGAUUCGACAGUUAAUGAAUCAUUAAAGGCUUCAUUAAUGAAAAUCAUUGAUUUUAACUCAUUCAUGAAUACAUAUAAUUCAUUCAUUAAUGUUUCAUAUGCUUCUAAAGAAGGUGAGCCAAAAACUAUCGAUAAAGCGGUGUAUGAAAUAAAAGCAUCAACGACGAAAUUGAAUUC